Messenger RNA from Psylliodes chrysocephalus, 738 nucleotides. Lineage: Eukaryota; Metazoa; Arthropoda; Insecta; Coleoptera; Chrysomelidae. The record is from the annotation of a GenBank genome assembly.
AUGAAAGAGAUGCGAAAUUACUACGACUCGAAUGUAACUGUAGUUUUCAAUACAUUAGACAAAAAUACCAGGAUCUCUGAACGUCUGCAUAAAGCUCUAGCAACGUCCUCUCCUGAUGUUAUAUUCGAUGAAAUAACCAUUGCUUCAGUUGCCCUAUUAAAUGACAGGAAUAAAGUUAGACUUAUCGACAUGCUGAAGGUUUACCUGGAGAAGAACAAAAUUCUAACAUCACAGGCAGAGGAAGAUGCUGAUAAGUUAACAGUAACCACAGCCAUUUCCAUAUCCUCUUCCUACGAAGUAGUAAAGAUCGUCGGCGAGGAUAUAGAUUUGUUGGUCUUACUUUGUGGUUUGUCACGAGAUGGAGGAUACCAUAUCCUUCCAACAAACAGACCAAAUAACAAUAUUAUAUUUGUUAAAUGUGGGAGAGGAAAAUAUCCAGAUGUCACCUACUCGACAAAUUCCUUUACGCAAUUAUCACAAACCGGAAUAGAACUGUUCCUUCACGCGUUUAGCGGUUGUGAUACAUCAGCACCUUUUGGCCAAGGAACAAAGACAUUUUAAUCGACAAUAAAAAAAACAGCCACGCCUCGAAUAAAACGCAGAGGUUUUCUUAAGCUCCAAUGCCACACCUGAGCAAGUUGCUGACGCAGGAGAGACCUUCCUUGUUUCACUUUAUGGAGGUAAUAGAGAAUUCCAGUUAUCCACUGGGGCGACAGUUAAGCCCAACAUGAACCUCGC